AUGGUGUUCUUCCGAGGGUCUGUCACCGAGGCAAUUCAAGCUGUUAACCUGGCCCAGGGAUUGAAGCUCUUCUGUGCCUUCAUCAGUGAUGCCAGCGAAUCAAGUUCCGCCAUGAAGACUCUGCUGCAGGAAGAUGCCCUGGCUCGUCUGCUUGCUUCCAGCACCGUCACCAUCGAGCUCAUGAAGAACACGCCAGAUGCCGCCCUGUUUGCUCAGAUCUACCCGAUCUUUAUGCUCCCUGCUUUCUAUAUCAUCAAGGCCGGAGUCUGCGUCGAUGUCAUCUUCUCUGGAACUUCUGGUGCCGAGAUUCUCCAGAGAGUGGCAUCAAAGAUUGACUCUGCGCCGACGCCGAUCACCCCAGCUGCAGCCGCAACCGAAGCGACACCAGUAGAAGCAGCCCAGCCGACCGUACCUCUGCAACGGGGUGAUACAUCGCCUCCGAUUACCCACAGCCAUGGCCUGGUCCCAGUCAUCGAAUCCCAUGUUCAGUCCGAAGCCGCUAGCUCCAGUGUUGAUCCAACGGUCGAUAGAAAGCCCAGCACCACUGCCCUUCAUGGCUCGGUGAGGGAUGGCUCUCGACCAGAUGAGAACAAUCCUAUCCAGACAGCCGAGCGUCCCGUUGGAGCGGCAGGGUCGACCCAGCGACCCGAGAACGCUGCGACUGCUGCUGAGCAGGCCGAACACAUUGGGACCAGCAUACCAAGCGCUGGCUCUGGGCCAAUCCAAGUCCCGGAGGCUGUCAUUGAAGAUCCCUCAGCCAUCACCAUAUCCCAGCCCACGGGUCAUCCCGAUAUUCUCGGCGUCAAUAGCCCUGCCAACGACAAGAACAUCGGCCAUGCACCUGCACCUGCACCUGCACCUGCACCUGCACCUGCACCUGCACCUGCACCUGCACCUGCACCUGCACCUGCACCUGCACCUGCACCUGCACCUGCACCUGCAUCUGCACCUGCAUCUGCACCCGCACCCAAAGCCAAUCCAGUACCGUCCCCUAGGCCUGUACAGCUCCCGGCUCCUGGGCUCACUGGAGCCCAACGACCAGCCCGCCUUGAGCCCAAGCAUGGCCUGCCAGACACUGGUAUUACGAGCAGACCACCCUCAGCAAAGAGUACUGACCGCUCGCUGCUGGCGAUUCGACUCAGCGAUGGAAGCACCGUGCGAGAACAGUUUGAGUCCAGCCAGACGCUUGGCGAUGUCAAGGCAUUCAUUCAGAGGACGGCGCCGCAACAGGGUCCGUUUGUGAUGGUCAAUUCAUCGGUCCUGCCCAGCACCGUUCUGGACAUUACAGACGAAUCCAAGACCCUUCUGGAGCUCGAUCUCACCCCCUCCGGAACAAUCACCCUGCGUCCCGGUCGCAACGUGGCUACGGCCUAUGCGAGCAAUCCAGCUACAAACGGAUCGGCUUCUGGCCUGCUUUCGCAGUGGAUUAGCUGGGUCUGGGUGUUGCUGAUGUCGAUACUUGGCUCCUUCUCGUCAAGAUACACUGUUGCCUCGGCCCAGACUGCGACUCAGACUCAGAGCGCAUCCAGUCCCUCAGAGGCAGCAAAGGGGCUCGCUGGAGCAGCCCGAUCAACCCGCAGAUCGCGAGGCAACCCUCGAAUCCGAACCCUCUAUGACAAGGCCAGCGAUGACGACAGCGAGACCGACGACGAAAGAACAUACAACGGAAACUCAACUAACCAGCAGUGGUGA
Polychytrium aggregatum is the source of this 1692-nucleotide messenger RNA. RefSeq lists its product as uncharacterized. The record is from RefSeq and is a predicted model, not a curated record. NCBI's taxonomy places the organism in Eukaryota, Fungi, Chytridiomycota, Chytridiomycetes, Polychytriales. The transcript is spliced from 7 exons. Gene Ontology annotation, molecular function: protein binding. The coding region runs from base 1 to 1692 and encodes 563 amino acids.